Adineta ricciae is the source of this 921-nucleotide messenger RNA. Lineage: Eukaryota; Metazoa; Rotifera; Eurotatoria; Adinetida; Adinetidae. The record is from the annotation of a GenBank genome assembly.
AUGACGUUAUGUGAUUGUCUCUACUGCGUCGUCUACGCGAGUAUUUUAUUAACAAUCGAAUCCUACGUAAAUAUAAUUAACCAUCAGAUUCUUUGCCCAUUAUCAUUUUUUCUUACGCCAUUUACUUUCACCGGUUCGACACUCUUGUUAUUCGUUUGUCUAUUACAUUUAAUUACAAACUACGCUCGGCAUUAUGAUAGUGUCUUAGGACAAAUCGGUGGACGUUUAUCUGUGGUGUUUAUCUUUGCUUUUAUUAUCAUUCGUAGUGUUUUGGGCUCGACCUCAAUCAAUUUAGUAGCUGAUGCACAAAGCCCCAACGUUCACAACUGCAUCAUCGACAUCAACACAAACGAAUUGGUGACAAGAAUCCAAAAUAUAAAUCACAUCUUCGCUGAGGUUACAGACAUUCUCGUUUAUCUCGGUUGGAUCGUCCUAUUGGUAAUUUAUUUGUUUUCUUCGAAAAGUUCAUCGCAACGGAAAACGAUCCAAUCAGUGAAGUUUUUAAUCACGAAAUCCACGCGGCAGGAGACUUUACUUGUUAACACUGAUGAACGAUUGACCAGCAAAGAACGUCAUCGUGAUAUUUCAGUAAUUAUUCUUGUUAUUGGGUUCAUGUCAAUUACUCUAUAUCUGCCGAUUAUUAUUAGUAAAUUCGUGACUUUGGAAUUGACUUAUCGGUAUAAAACAAUCUUAUCCGAUCGACAAAUAUUUGUUUUACAAAUCGUUCAACAAGUAGCGCAUUUGUUUUGUUUAACCAUUCGAUUUGUUCCAUACGUUUUCUUUGAUAAACGAAUUUAUUCGUACAUUCAUCAGUCAAUUGGCAUGAAAAUUCAAAGAAAACGAUCGUCGAAGAAACGUUUGCAAAAGUAUAUUUGUCAUUGUCAAUGUUCGCGUCGACAAGAACCAUUAGAGUCAUUAUAA